Molecule: messenger RNA, 2744 nt
Organism: Zychaea mexicana
Lineage: Eukaryota; Fungi; Mucoromycota; Mucoromycetes; Mucorales; Lichtheimiaceae
Exons: 5
Coding region: 149-2611 (820 amino acids)
Molecular function (GO): protein binding
Source: RefSeq, a predicted model, not a curated record
AAUUGACCUUUUUUUUUUAACAAUUGCUAUUAUUAGAUUACCAACAGCAACAACAGCAACCACACAAUCAUUACUACAAUCAUCAUCACCAUCAUCUUCUUCCUCAAGCAACAAUAAGAACAACAAUAGUAACAGCAGUGACGAGAACAUGCAGAUCCGCAUACUUGGCAUUUCGGAGAAUGGAGCUAAAACCCGAGUAGAAACACAGAUCAAAUUAUGUGUUCAACUAGUGUCGAGUCAAGGCACCAAAGUACCUCACUGGUCGUUCAUUCGACUUCCCGAAUUCAUGUUGGCACGAUCCAAGUUACGCAAAACACAACAACGCAAACUCUCGGCCAAGCACUAUGCCAUCGAAUGUGAUGAAUCCAAAGUCCUUGAACUUACUGCCAAAGUCAUUUGCGCCAGUGAUCCUGCCAAAAAGUUACGAAUGUGUGCCGGUUGUGUUCGUCGAGAGCGUAAACGUGCAGAACGCAAAAAGGACAGUCAUUCAACAGAUGCGGCUCUUUCGGCGACCAUGUCGGAAGAUGCAUUCGAAAAAGAGCGCGACCGGAUUCUACUGUUUAACUGUGAACCACUGGUGGACUUUAACUCGGGUGAUACGAUCUUGCCUACACGAAUCACUUGCUAUUGUCGACAUCACAAUGAGCGGGUAGGGUUCCGAAUACGAUUUUCCUUGCAUGAUUGCAAUGGGAACGUGGUUGCUACGGGCGAGACACCAUCUAUCAUGAUUACCGACGAUCAUAAAAGUACUAAACAGCCACCUCCCCCGCCGAGUAACAGUAUCACACCAGCAGCAGCGGGCCGAAAACGGCAACGCACAGAAUAUGCACCAGCGACGCCGGCAUCUUCGAGACGUGGCUCCAUAUCCACCGCUGAUUCAUCAUCUUCUUACAGCACACCCCGACAAUCUAUUAUCAAUCUAUUCCCUCACCCAUUGACAAGCGAUCAGCAGCUCUCGCUCGAUCAAAUCAGUCCAUUACCAACUCCAGCAGAAGAACGUGUGUCUUCUAUCUUUGGAACCGAUACCACAUCAACGACUUCAUCGACAACAACGGCAAUCGCUACGACAGCAUCAUCAUGGAGUAUACCACAGCAUUUGUAUGCAUCGGGCUCGUCUAGCACGAUGAACAACACUCUCGACUUGACAACAGCAGGAACAGAUCACAUGUUACCACAAACACCGGGAGCAUUAUUUGGCCACCAUCCUAGCAGUAUUUCAGCAAUGAUACCCACCAGCACCACUACUACUCUGAACCAGUCCAACUUAGUUCCUUCUCAUAGAAGUACCACCUCCACUUCUUCAAUGAACGUCGCCCCUACUAGUGCCACACCUUCAACUCCUUCACCAGUAACUCCAUGUAAUUCGCAACAAAACCAUAUAGUAUCACUAUUAAGUCACGCUCCUUCUUCUACUCCGCGCAUCGGUCGUCUGGUGCCAGCACAAGGACCAACGCAUGGUGCUAUUGAAAUCACAAUUCUCGGCUCGAAUUUCACCCAAGGGUUGACAUGUCUAUUUGGCGACCGGCCAGCUACUACAUUAUGCUGGAGUCCAAGCACACUUGUUUGUGUUUUGCCAGUAUCACCACAACCAGGACCUGUGGUAGUGUCAUUCAAAGAGCAUCCACUCGUAAUUGAUGGCCACGAUGUUUCGCUGUUUACAUACUACGAUACGAACGACCGAGCGUUGAUGGAACUUGCUCUCCAGGUCGUGGGGCUUCAGAUGACAGGCAAGCUGCAGGAUGCGAAACAGGUUGCGAUGGGUAUUGUACACGGUAACAAGCAACAAACAAAUAAUGGAUCGUCGUCGCCAACACCCGCAUCAUCAGCGCCUAAUCACCAACAACAACAACAAGAAGCAAGCAUGAUCAGUAUGGAACAACGCAUCAUCAAUGCAUUGGAAGCAGUACAAGUAGAUGAUGUGUCACUUAUGAACACCCAAGGCCAUACGCUUCUGCAUCUUGCGGUGCUCUGUGGGUACAAGCGUCUUGCACGAUUACUGGCUACCAAGAAUUCCUGCGAUGUUAAUGGAGCUCAAGACCGAAACGGCAUGUCGCCACUUAAUAUGGCUUUUUGGAAAGGGGACAAAAGCAUGGCACAGGUUCUGCUCGGAAGCAGUAGUAGCAGUGAUAACAAUGUCUUGAGCAGUAAUUGUAUCAGCCGACCGAGCACUCUAGCUGCUGCUACUACUGCUACUUCUGCGCUAUCUACCAGCCAAAGCUGCCUAAAUUUAAACGAUCUACAAUGCACCUCUGCCACAACAGCAACAACGGCAAGAUAUUCGCACCUAAAACAGACUAGCAAACAGAUGAACGGACAUUUACGACGAUACCACAGUUUUCAACAUGAUACUUUAUCUUCGUUCUCAACGCUUCUUUUAUCCAACAAUAACGACAACAACGUCCAGGACAACAACAACAACAACAACAACAACAGGAUCAAUGCACGAGCAUCUGAUAUGGACAAGGACGGAUUAGGAUUGGCGCAACAAAAAUAUGACCAACGAAUGUAUCUGUUUUGGCUGCCGCUAUUGUUGGUCACCCUUGGGUUCCUGUGCUGUCAACUACCAGGAAGACCGUUACUGGCGACGUUAAGUCUAUUCGUUACUACGUAGAGCUUUCCCUCUUUGUAUGCCGAUAUAUAUCCAUAUCUAUACCUAAUCUAGUAUUACUUUAGUAGUGGUGAUGGUAGUAUAAUACGGUUGUAUUAGUAUUAGUAACAUCAUAGGAUUGUGUCAAUAAGACUCC